Cladocopium goreaui is the source of this 422-nucleotide messenger RNA. The record is from the annotation of a GenBank genome assembly. NCBI's taxonomy places the organism in Eukaryota, Dinophyceae, Suessiales, Symbiodiniaceae.
AGGCGCUGGCCGCAGACGUGGCGGUGGGAAUCUUGCUAGAAGCCGAUCCAUCACGCCCGGCGCUGAAUGGGCCCAGCUGGCCAUUGUCUCCACGCCAGGUGCCAUAUAUGGAACUGGCAGCGCGGGCAGAGGCGCAGCAGAAACCCUUCGAUGCUUGGCUGCUGUAUGGCAAAGCAGCUGAGGUGGCCAAGGGAGCCGCGGGCGAGCUCUUCCGCCUCCGGGCGCUGGCCGCCAUGGCCUCUCACCUCGAGACUUGUGCCGUGGCAGACGCCUCCAAAGGGGUUGAGUUUGGAGAUGUCCUGAGCUACUCAAUCCUGGUGCAAUCGCUCGAGGCAGUGGGGCGUCGUUCAGAGGCAGUCGCUGCAGCAGGAGAAGGAGCCAAACUCCUGAAAGGUAGUCCUCUUGGCACCACGCUGGAGGAG